UCUCGCGCGAACCGCCAAAUCUGCCUCAGCGAUGAGUGUCUCCGGUCGGCCGCCGGCCUCAAGCAGACCAUGAACCUAAACGUUGAUCCAUGCGAUGACUUUUACGAGUACGUCUGCGGCAACUGGGCCGAGGAUCGAACCGAGCGGGACGACGGAAACGGCUGGAUGCAGGAGCGUCAGCUGAAGAUCUAUCGCAACAUUCGGGCCCACCUGGAGCGGGACGCCAAGCGGUUCGACCCGAAGCCGGUGGCCCAGGCGAAGGUCAUGUACCGGUCCUGUUUGGGUUCUGCGGGUCAACGAAAAGCGGAAGCUGUUCAAGAAAUUGUACAGAAUCUUAGGGAAUUUGGUCUUCCAACAAUUCCAAGUUUUUUGAACCAGGGUGAAUCUACUAAAUUUGAUUGGGUUGUCAGCUUAGCUAGGAUUCAACGAAAACUAGGUUUGGAUUUACUGAUUGGUUUUGAAGUUAUGACCGAUUACAGAGAUAGCAAUCAAUCCCGAAUUAGGCUUGACUAUCAGAAGCCAUCAAAUCCCCUUGGAGGAAUGUAAGUAACAUGAAAUUGUUAUUGAAAGUUUCUCAAAAU
Messenger RNA from Culex pipiens pallens (northern house mosquito), 581 nucleotides. RefSeq names its product neprilysin-11-like. Gene Ontology annotation, biological process: protein processing. Lineage: Eukaryota; Metazoa; Arthropoda; Insecta; Diptera; Culicidae. Gene Ontology annotation, molecular function: metalloendopeptidase activity. The transcript is spliced from 2 exons. The coding region runs from base 70 to 546 and encodes 158 amino acids. Gene Ontology annotation, cellular component: plasma membrane. The record is from RefSeq and is a predicted model, not a curated record.